UCGGCCAUUCGGCAAUGGGCGGUUGCGUGGGGAAGGAUUCCAUUCGUCAUUGAUCUGUUUGUAGCGCGUCGGUGCCACGACGAGAAUGCGGUCGGUGCUUUGCCACUGGGAAACGAAAAACGCCGCGGAACAUCGGAGUGAGCAAGUGCGCGGCUGAAACCAACGGAGUCGCUGAAGUUUCUGUGAUCACGUCAAAAUUUGUCAACGGGCAAAUACGCCGCAGCAAAGUAAAAUACAAACAUGGCCGUCAGAGAAGAGAAAAUAUGCACGCUCGCCGCCGCAUUUCUGGCGUUUCUGGUUGCCGUUUGUCGAGCCAGCGCUCCGAUGGACAUCAAAAUGGACGAGAAGGCCCACAGCAUUCACAGGGUUGAUACGGUGAACAUCCUGGUCUACACUUUUCUACUCAUCCUCACGGUGUGCAUCAUUUGGCUGUUCAAGCGACGCCGUGCCCGGUUUCUCCAUGAAACUGGACUAGCGAUCAUAUUUGGUCUCAUGGUCGGAGCAAUAGUGCGAUAUGCAAGUGAGGAGACUGAAAUGUCACAUGUGCGUGUGGUGCCCGUUCAGGGCAGCAACUACAGCGAUGCCGUCCCGCCAGACAAUGUGUUUGUUUUGUUGGAGGUUGCCAAGAGUGACAUAGGGCACAAGGAGAACAAGACCUAUGCGUACACCUUCCAAGGCGAGGUCACCGAUGUUGAGAGUAAAAAACUGAACCAGAAAGCAACCUUUGAUCCAGAGAUAUUUUUCAACAUUAUCCUACCACCUAUUAUAUUUAAUGCUGGGUACAGCUUGAAGAGGAAAUUCUUCUUCAGGAACUUAGGCACGAUCAUGACCUAUGCCUUUGUAGGAACAACAAUAUCCUGCUUUGUUGUUGGGGUGAUCAUGUACGCAUUCCUAAUGUUCAUGCCACAUUUGGAGUUCACUUUCAACAACUGUCUCUAUUUUGGUGCCAUCAUCUCUGCUACUGACCCUGUGACAGUAUUAGCCAUUUUCCAUGACCUUCACGUUGAUGUGAACCUCUAUGCUCUAGUUUUUGGGGAGAGCAUUUUAAAUGAUGCUGUGGCCAUUGGCUUAGUUUCAGCAAUUUCUAGCUAUGAAGAGAACAAUAACGAAGGAAAGGAGUUUGAAGUGGCUGCAGCAUUCAAGGCAUUUGGGAAUUUUGUCUACAUUUUCCUCUGCUCAUUCAUGAUCGGCUCUGUGACUGGAUGUGUCACAGCACUCAUCACCAAGUUCACAAAACUGUGCGACUUCCCACUGCUGGAGAGCUGCCUGUUCGUACUCAUGUCCUACACUUCUUUCCUCAUUGCUGAAGCGCUUGACCUUACAGGUAUUGUGGCUGUAUUGUUUUGCGGAAUCUGUCAAGCCCACUAUACCUACAACAACCUAUCAGUAGAAUCUCGGUUGCGGACAAAACAGCUCUUUGAAUUACUAAAUUUUCUAGCAGAAAAUUUUAUAUUCAGCUACAUUGGUGUCUCCAUGUUCACAUACAAGAAACACAGAUGGGACGCCGGCUUCAUCAUGGUUGCCUUCCUAGCAAUAGCAGCUGGGAGAGCACUGUACAUCUACCCACUGACGUUCCUGCUGAACCUGGGGAGAACGCACAAGAUCCCUGGUUCUUUUCAGCAUGUGCUUUUCUUUUCAGGUCUGCGUGGUGCAAUGGCAUUUGCACUGGCCAUUCGAAACACUCUCUCUGAACAGAGGCACUUGAUGCUCACAGCCACCUCGCUCAUAGCCAUUGUGACAGUGAUAGUCUGCGGUGGCUUCACUACACAGCUCCUGGCAUGGCUGAGCAUACCGGUGGGAAUCGAAGAGGAGCAUGAAAUGCUUCAGUUCACUGGUAUCAGGCCUGCUGGCCAGGUGCAAACACCACCAGAAUUGCAGAGCCCACCACCACAGCCAGAAUCAAGGACUCCCUAUGAAAAGGCUUGGCUAGUGCGCAAGUGGUACAACUUUGAUGUCAAAUUCAUGAAGCCCCUGCUGACGCACAGCCGUCCGACGCUGCUGGACACGCUGCCCCAGUGCUGCCUACCCUUGGCCCAUGUGCUCACCUCUACGGAGCAGCUGAUGCAGGAGGACAUUCGACCCCGAGACGACGACUCAGACACAGACCUGUGCCUGGACGAGAGCGACUUUCACUUGCCCGAACGCAACAGCGCCUCCUUUCGGGGAUCCCUGUCCCGGGUAAACUCAGCUCUUGCUCCCCAAGUGUUUGUCAUUGAGAAACAACCCUCACAGCAGCCCAUCCCAGCUGAAGCCUGUAGGGCCGACCCUCCCACUGCUCCCCAGUUUUUCUCAUCUCUGUCGCUUGGGUCUCUGUGAUAGAAAAGUGUCUUGAUGUGAUGCUUCUUGCUGAUGCCCUACCCCCUCCACAAAGCACACCCUGUGUUGUACCAGUCGACGUCAUCGCAGGUCUCAAUGCAUCCGCAGGCGCAGAAGUUCCUGCUGCAAAGUUUUGGCAGCUCUUAGAAUAGACUGUGUGCUCAGUCAUGUGUUUGCUUGCCUUCCCAUACAGCAGCCCUAUUUCCAGCCAAUGCUGUUGCAACUAGAUCACUGUGUUGCUGUUGGCUCAUUUUACAUCCUGGCUUGGGGGCCUGUUGCUUUGAGCACUUUUUUUUCUUACGAUCUCUUUUUACCUUCCUUCUGAGACAUACUACCAUGUUUCUUAAUUAAAAGUUCAAAGUGUAGCUGCUCAUUUAAAAUCUGCAAACGAGCCCUAUUUUGGCUUUGAGGAGGCUUUUUAUCUAGACACAACGAAAGAGAACCUUAUUCACCUGGUAAUUUAGAACUUUCACAACAGUAUUAAAGUACAGCUGAAUUUCGAUUACAUUCAUCUAAGUGAUAGUUUUCUGUAGUGAAUGUUGAAAUACUGGUAUUUAGAAGAUCUAGUUUCCACUUAUGAUGAGGUUGUUUGACUAAUAGUCCCUGCCUGUCCUUUCAUGAAACUGUGAUAAUUAUUGCAUACCUCAAUUUUUUCUUGCAUCGUAAGCACAUCUUGUUGCAGGAAGCAGAGCUGCAUUUUUCUCUCGAAUGAUGGGUUGUGGACUCGGUUUCAGACAAAAGUGUUCAUUUUUAAUUGAGCCUGAAAGGAGUUAUCAAAACAGUUGAACCAUUCCUCCUUGUUAAUGCAUCUGAACCUGUGCAAAACUUGUUUGGGGUAGUGAUGUGAUAAAGUUAGGGGCGUUAUCAUGGAGAUUCAAUAAAGCGUACUGUGUUGCGCACACUAUUGAACCAUUGUGCUAUAUAUCGCAGCCUUUUCUAGUGUUCACUAAGUACAACUAGCACAAAAUGAGACAAAUACGGUUUAGCUGACCUUGUAUCGGUAUACACCAUUUAGCAUUACUUUGCAUAGUGCAUUCAAUAUCGGCUAUCCUUAUACGUGUGACGUCUACAGAACAUCUAAAGUACAAUAGAUUUCAAAGGCGCAACUUACAUUAAUUAUGUAGGCACAAUAUUUCAACCUGGGAUGUUAAUUCUGAAGCCAUAGAAACCAACAUGUUCUCAGACACAAGAAGUUUGUCCUUAUUAUGCCCAGCUUUCUUUUUUUUUAAUAUGCUGUGGUUGUCGAAAGAGUGCGAAUUGCAUUAAAUUGUGUACCUUGAGGUAGGUGACUAAGAUUGUAUGUACUGAGCCUGAAGCUUGCAUUUGAAAUGCUUGAAACAAGUCUUAACCGGCUUGAUCUUAGCAGGAUUUUAAAGAUGUUUUUUGUGUUAUUGUAUCUAGGUCUCUCAGUCAGCCGUUGUUGGUGCCUUGAAGUGUGCAUGUUUUGUCAUCUUUAUUUUUCGUAUUGCAGCAAUAAAGCCUUGCUAUUUUGUAUCA
Molecule: messenger RNA, 3813 nt
Organism: Dermacentor albipictus
Lineage: Eukaryota; Metazoa; Arthropoda; Arachnida; Ixodida; Ixodidae
Gene: Nhe3
Product: Na[+]/H[+] hydrogen exchanger 3
Biological process (GO): regulation of intracellular pH; potassium ion transmembrane transport; proton transmembrane transport
Cellular component (GO): plasma membrane; recycling endosome
Molecular function (GO): potassium:proton antiporter activity; sodium:proton antiporter activity
Source: RefSeq, a predicted model, not a curated record